Molecule: messenger RNA, 894 nt
Organism: Penicillium olsonii
Lineage: Eukaryota; Fungi; Ascomycota; Eurotiomycetes; Eurotiales; Aspergillaceae
Source: the annotation of a GenBank genome assembly
AUGACUGCCCAGCAAAGUAACCAGAACUUCAAAUUGGAGAAUCUGUUCAAUGUGAAAGGAAAAGUUGCCCUAAUCACAGGCGGAGGCUCAGGGAUUGGCCUCAUGGCCACACAAGCACUAUCCGUCAACGGAGCCAAAGUCUACAUUGUCGGCCGAACCGAAGAAAAGCUCGCCCGCGUUGCAGAACUCUACAACAAAGGAAUAAGCGGCGAGAUCAUCCCCCUCACCGCAGACAUCACCAAAAAGGACGAGAUCCGAGCCCUAGCCGAUGAAAUCUCCAACCGCGAAGGACACCUCUCAAUCCUCAUGAACAACGCCGGAAUCUCCAGCAAGACCCAAGAAACAGAGCAUGCCGAUGCGGGAAAAUUGCGCGAGUCUCUCUUCGACGAUCCAGCCGCUACAUUCGAAGAAUGGGAUGAUGUCUUCCGCACAAAUGUCUCUCAGCUCUUCUUUGUGACGACGGCAUUCUUGCCUCUUCUUCAGCGUGGCUCGGAGAAAGAGCACGGCUGGUCCAGCACUGUUAUCAACACGACUUCUAUUUCAGGCAUUGUGAAAGUCUCACAGCAUCAUUUUGCUUAUAAUGCGUCUAAGGCCGCGGCUGUUCAUUUGACGAAGAUGCUUGCUCAUGAGGUUAGCUCGUCGAAUCUUCGAGUCAGGGUUAAUAACAUUGCGCCCGGGGUUUAUCCGAGUGAGAUGACGGCCGGGGAGAGUGAUGAGAUGCAAAAGAAUUCCAUCCCGACCGAGAAGUAUGAGAAGAAGGUUCCUGCUGCUCGACCGGGUAGAGAUGAGGAUAUGGCUAGCACGGUGUUGUUUACUGCUGCCAAUCAGUAUCUGAAUGGGCAAACAGUUGUGGUUGAUGGUGGCUAUGUACUUGCUGCCGGAUCGGUAAAUUAG